Setaria italica (foxtail millet) is the source of this 1199-nucleotide messenger RNA. Its product is annotated as bidirectional sugar transporter SWEET17. Bases 159 to 875 code for a protein of 238 amino acids. Gene Ontology annotation, cellular component: membrane. The transcript has 6 exons. The record is from RefSeq and is a predicted model, not a curated record. Gene Ontology annotation, molecular function: sugar transmembrane transporter activity. Lineage: Eukaryota; Viridiplantae; Streptophyta; Magnoliopsida; Poales; Poaceae. Gene Ontology annotation, biological process: carbohydrate transport.
GGCCCGUGGCCCUCCUCUCUCGCUCCCAUAGGCAGCAGGGGACACAGCUGACAGGAUCGUCGUCGUACCUCCUGCUUGAUUGGAUCCACCAUUUUGCUUCUCCAUUGAGCAUUUGAACCUGUGGCUACCCUCUGCCUGCCUAUCAGCCAGCUUCUUCCAUGGACUCCAUCCUCUUCAUCAUCGGCAUCAUAGGCAACGUCAUCUCAGUUCUACUCUUCAUAUCUCCCAUCAAGACGUUCUGGAGGAUCGUGAGGAGCGGGUCGACGGAGGAGUUCGAGGCGGCGCCGUACGUGUUCACGCUGCUCAACGCGCUGCUGUGGCUCUACUACGGCCUCACCAAGCCCGAUGGCCUCCUCAUCGCCACCGUCAAUGGCUUCGGGGCAGUCAUGGAGGCCAUCUACGUCGUCCUCUUCAUCGUCUACGCCGCCGAUCAUGCCACAAGGAUUAAGGCCGCAAAGCUGGCAGCAGCGUUGGACAUUGGUGGCUUUGGAGUCGUGUUCGCGGCCACCACAUUCGCCAUCAGUGAAUUAGACUUGAGAAUCAUGGUGAUUGGAAUGAUAUGCGCCUGCCUCAAUGUGCUCAUGUACGGGUCUCCCCUCGCUGCCAUGAAAACGGUGAUCACCACCAAGAGCGUGGAGUUCAUGCCCUUCUUCCUCUCCUUCUUCCUCUUCCUCAACGGAGGCAUCUGGGCAACGUACGCUGUGCUUGAUCGAGACAUCUUCCUCGGGAUCCCCAAUGGGAUAGGCUUCAUCCUGGGCAGCAUCCAGCUGAUCAUCUAUGUGAUCUACAUGAACAGCAAGGUCUCCCAUAGCAGCAAUGAAACAGGGGAAGAUGGAUGGCAAGCUUCGGAUCCUCUUCUGGCCUCCAACGCUUGAUAUAUAUGAUCAGGGAGAAGCAUCCAACAUGUUUCAUGUGCGGUAUGCAGUAUGCUGGAGUGGAAGCCUGGUUAGAAAAACCUUCAAACUUCACAAGUGUGCCUACCAAUAUCCUAGUGAAUAGUGAUUGUUUAUUGUUUAAGCAUGUAAAUUUUCUUCAAUGAAUGCUAUUUUUAUGUAAGCUUCAAUGAUGCCAGUGUUGAUCCAAUUAUAUUUUAGACUUUUAGCACCAAACUUUGUUAGAGUAGGGUGUUGUCCAUGAACAAAUGAUGAAAACCCAUACAUUUGAUUAUCCAGAAAAAAUAUUUUUUUGGUUGUUUGUCA